AUGGAGGGUCGCGAGGGUGUAGUUUCUGCUGCUGGCUCUCCUGCUGCUGCUGCUGCUGCUGCUGCUGCUGCUGCAGCAGCAGCAGCAGCAGCAGGAGGAGCAGCAACACCACUGGUUGUUUCUCCUGCUCUUACCUGCGACAGCAGCAGAGACAGCUGGGUUGCUGCUGCUUCUCCUCUUAUCUCUCCCGAGGCCCUAUCCCCCCUACAUACGGGGGGCCCCCACUACGGUGCUGAUGAAUUUGUUUGUCUCCCUGAGCGGCUUGCUGCUGCUGCUGCUGCUGCUGCUGCUGACCAGCAGCAGCAGCAGCAGCAGCAGCAAGGGAGAGGGUCAGGGUUGCUGCUGCAACGGCAUUAUCCUGCUGCUGCUGCUGCUGCUUCCUCACCUACUGUUUGCUGCAACAAUAGCAGCAACUGCUGCUGCCUAUACACCCCAGAUAAACAGCAGCAGCAGCAGCAGCAGCAGCAACACAUUUAUAAACAGCAGCAGCAGCAGCAGCAGCAACACAUUUGUAUGUUUACACAAGCGCAGCAGCAGCACUUGCUGCAGUACCAGCAGCAGCAGCUGCUGCAGUAUACACCGCAGCAGCUGCAGCAGUUGCAGUAUGCACAGCAGCAGCAGCAGCACCAGCUGCUGCAUGCUGAGGCGCUGCUGCAGCCACAUAUACAGCAGCAGCAGCAGCAAGAGCAUCUGCAGCAGCACCAACUGCUGCAGCGGCAGCUUCGAUCAAGUAGACAACAGCAGCAGCAACAGCAGCAGCAGCAGCAGCAGCAGCAGCAGCAUCAACACAGCAGCAAAACGGAGCCGUCUAUGGGUGUAGACGGGGGCGUGUUCAUGCUACCAGCAGCAGCUGGAGCAGCAGCAACACCAGCAGCAGCAGCAGCAGCAGCAGCAGCAGCAGGUGGUGGUGUGCUGCAGCGAAGCAAAAGAAUAUUAGAUACAGAGAGAACAGAAAGGAGACAGAUGAGGAGACAGAUGGUGCUGCCGCUGCCGCAGCCCCCGCCUCUCCCUUCAAUACACAGACAAACCCACCAGCGGCAGCUUCGAUCAAGUAGACAACAGCAGCAGCAACAGCAGCAGCAGCAGCAGCAGCAGCAGCAACACAGCAGCAAAACGGAGCCGUCUAUGGGUGUAGACGGCGGCGUGUUCAUGCUACCAGCAGCAGCAACACCAGCAGCAGCCUGGCUGAGGCGGGGGGAGGAGAAGAGAUGCAGCAGGGGGAUGCAGCAGCAGCAGCAGCAGCAGCAGCUGCUGCUGCUGCUGCUGCUGCUGCUGCUGCUGCUGCUGGUGGUGGAGCUGGUGAGUUCACUAACAGCAACUACUACCCCAGCAGCAACUGGUAUCCUAAUGCAUACAACUGCAGCAGCUGCAGCAGCUGCAGCAGCUGCUGCAGCAGCAGCAGCAGCAGCAACGGCAGCUUUGUGCUGCCGUUUAGACGACAAAGUCAGCGCCAUAAAAGCAGCUGCAGCAAAGGCAGCAGCAGCAGCAGCAGCAGCAGCAGCAAAGACAGCUGCUGCAGCUGCAGCAGCAGAAGGUAAAUUGAGUAAACGAACAGGAGCAGCAACAGAAGCUGCAACAGCACAGCAGCAACAGCAGCAACAGCAGCAGCAGCAGCAGCAAAAUGCUGCUGCAGGAAUGCAAAGGCAGCAGCGGCUGCUGCAAAGGCAGCAGCAGCAACUGCAGCAGCUACUGCAGCAGCAAAGGCAGCAGCAGCAGCAGCAGCAGCAGCAAAAGCAGCAGCAAAAGCAGCAGCAGCAGCAGGAAAAUCUGCUGCAGCAGCAGAAGCAGCAAUCCACUGCUCAUGCAAAGGCGAGCAUCCUGAUCAGCAGCAGCAGCAACAGCAGCAGCAGCAGCAGCAGCAGCUGUCUAUACACCGCAGAAGUCGGUCGUUGGCUGCAGCUUUUAUUUCAUUUUAAUAACAAAGUGCAGCCAAAGACAACUGCUGCUGCUGCUGCAUCGGCAGCAGCAAGCAGCAGUAAAGCAGCAGCAACAGCAGCAGCAGCAGCAGCAGCAGCAGCAGCAGAAGCAGAAACAGAAACAGCAGCGAAGGAGCGGAAUGCAGCAGCAGCAGCCAUUGCAGCAAAGGCUGCAGCUGCUGCAGUUGCUGCAGCAGCAGAGCAACAUAUGCAGCAGUUGCAGCAGCAACUGCAGCAGCAACUGCAGCAGCAACUGCAGCAGCAACUGCUGCAGCAACUGCUGCAGCAACUGCAGCAGCAACUGCAGCAGCAACUGCUGCAGCAGCUGCAGCAGAAGCAGCGGAGGGAAUUUGGGUUUUUGUAUGUGGCCGCUUCCUUUGGGCUGCAACUUUAUUUCAAAUCUAUUAGUAACACACUUGCUGUUGCUGCUGCUGCUGCUGCUGCUGCUGCUGCUGUUGCUGCUGCUGCUGCUGCUGCUGCUGCUGCUGUUGUAGGGUGUACAGACACCUCUGCCUCACGCGCCAGGCGCGAGCUGCAGCGAGGCCCCACAGGUCGAGGCUGCAGCAGCUGCAGCCGGUGCAGCAGGGCCCCCAAGAGGAGACAGGAGACAGAGAGAAAGAAGAAGGAGACAGAAAGAAAGGAGACAGAGAAAGAGGAGACAGAGAGACAAACAGAAACAACAAUAAAAACAAACACAAAACACAACAUAGCUGCAUAUACACAAACAAAAACACAAAGGAAAACAGCAGCAGCAGCAGCAGCAGCAGCAGGAAAGGAGACAGCAUCAUAG
Eimeria mitis is the source of this 2706-nucleotide messenger RNA. RefSeq lists its product as uncharacterized. Bases 1 to 2706 code for a protein of 901 amino acids. The transcript is spliced from 6 exons. NCBI's taxonomy places the organism in Eukaryota, Apicomplexa, Conoidasida, Eucoccidiorida, Eimeriidae. The record is from RefSeq and is a predicted model, not a curated record.